Chrysochloris asiatica (Cape golden mole) is the source of this 648-nucleotide messenger RNA. It is a transcript of the gene ASF1B, whose product is annotated as anti-silencing function 1B histone chaperone. Gene Ontology annotation, molecular function: histone binding. The coding region runs from base 25 to 633 and encodes 202 amino acids. The record is from RefSeq and is a predicted model, not a curated record. Gene Ontology annotation, biological process: DNA replication-dependent chromatin assembly. The transcript is spliced from 4 exons. NCBI's taxonomy places the organism in Eukaryota, Metazoa, Chordata, Mammalia, Afrosoricida, Chrysochloridae. Gene Ontology annotation, cellular component: nucleus.
GCUUGGCCCCGGCCCAGCGAGGCAAUGGCCAAGGUGUCGGUGUUGAACGUGGCGGUACUGGAGAAUCCGAGCCCUUUCCACAGCCCCUUCCGGUUCGAGAUCAGCUUCGAGUGCAAUGAGGCCCUGGCGGACGAUCUGGAGUGGAAGAUCAUUUAUGUUGGCUCAGCUGAGAGUGAGGAGUUUGAUCAGAUCCUCGACUCAGUACUGGUCGGCCCUGUCCCAGCAGGGAGACACAUGUUUGUCUUUCAGGCUGAUGCCCCCAAUCCAUCCCUCAUCCCUGAGACUGAUGCUGUGGGUGUGACCGUGGUCCUCAUCACCUGCACCUACCAUGAACAAGAGUUCAUCCGUGUGGGCUACUAUGUCAACAAUGAGUACCCCAACGCUGAGCUGCGGGAAAACCCACCCCAGAAGCCAGACUUUUCUCAGCUCCAGCGGAACAUCUUGGCUUCCAACCCCCGGGUGACCCGCUUCCACAUCAACUGGGAUAACCACACAGACAGGCUGGAGGCCAUGGACAACCAGGACCUUUCCUUGAGCAGUGGCCUCCCCCUUAGCUGUACUCCUAUUAAGGGCCUGGGCCUUCCUGGCUGCAUCCCUGGCCUUCUCCCUGAGAACUCCAUGGACUGCAUCUAAUUGGGGGAGCUCAAG